Messenger RNA from Onthophagus taurus, 1015 nucleotides. RefSeq names its product E3 ubiquitin-protein ligase MARCHF3. The record is from RefSeq and is a predicted model, not a curated record. Gene Ontology annotation, molecular function: zinc ion binding; ubiquitin-protein transferase activity. Lineage: Eukaryota; Metazoa; Arthropoda; Insecta; Coleoptera; Scarabaeidae. Gene Ontology annotation, biological process: protein ubiquitination.
GAGAGGGAUUCGAAUUUUGUUUACGAAAACGAUAGGCAUGAAAUUCCGUUUUGGUGAGGAUUCAAUUCCAUUGUACUACUCAACCAACCUUCCAUGGAGAGGUAAUUAAUCAGGCUUUAAACCAAUAACUGUUUAGAUCUCGAAUUACUUGACGCUAUAGAACUAUAAGAUCCUAUUAAUACUAGUAUUCGAAUGUAAUUUCACGAAUACGUCCAUCCUAUUACGCAGCACAAACCAUAGUGAAGGGAAACGUCAAAAUGAUGAAAUUGUCGAAAUUAUGUCUGUCGUUAGUCUGAAAGACGACAAAGAACACAAUGGUAUCAAAACUUCGAUUGAUGCAAAACAAAGUCCGUCCGUGGCGGAUGGUUCAUAUGGAGUAACAAAUGUGCAAGUAGAAUCUGAUAAAUCCAGACCAGCUACGGCAACAUUUUCGGCCAGUUCGAUCGUAUGCAGGAUAUGUCAGACUCAUUCCGCCGAUGAGAUCCUCAUUUCACCAUGCAACUGUAAAGGGACGUUAGCUUACGUUCAUUUGCCAUGUUUAGAAAGAUGGUUGAACCAAGUAAGUAGGACAUAUUGCGAAUUAUGCAUGUUUCGAUACAAUUCGAUUCAAACUCAACGAUACGGAUUAUGCGAGAGUUUAAGAAUUUGGAUUCGCCAUCCUCGCAACAGAAAUCACGUUCAAUCGGAUUGCGUCAUCGCAGCGCUUCUUACAACAGUCACAAUCGGUCUUAUAGCCGUUUGUAUUAUGGGAAUGCAGUAUUUUGUGCUUGAAGCGAAAAAAUUGGGUAUUAAUCAGAUCUGGACUAAGGGAUUCGUGUCUGUAUUUUUAUGUAUCAUUUUACUUGGAUAUGUUAUCACCUUGUAUUUAAUGAUCAAAGAUCAAUUUUUACCCUGGUACCAUUGGUGGAAGACUACUGUUGAUGUAAAAUUACUUUUAAAUCCUUCUGUAACAAUGAUUGAAAAGCAUUCGACAAACACGUAAUAAGUAUUAUUAAUAAAUUUAUUUUGUUUUUAA